AUGCCUUUAUCCGAGCCCCGCCAAAUCAAGAAACCCCGGCUAUCGCUCAGUUGCAUCGUCUGCCGACGACGCAAGGUUCGCUGCGGUCGCGAGCAGCCAGAAUGCGCCAACUGUGUGCGCAUGAAAGAGAAUUGUGUCUACAGGGCUAUGGUCCGUGACGAAUCCACCGGCCGUGUACGACCAGUAUCACCGCAAGACAAAGACUCCAGAGACUCUACAUCGGAUGCCCGCCAAGACCUCCCCUGGCCGCAUUGGGGUCGAGACACCAAUGCUCCAUAUCCCGAUAAGCCGUCCAGACCUCCUUCUCGUCCUCAAGUAUCCGCCAAUGCCAGUCCAUCGCCGCAACGACAAGAGCCAUACCCAACAGUCCCUUCAUGGGAAGAGGCUAUACAACUCCCAAGUUAUCGCGAUGCGAAUGCUCCUCCAAUUAAUGGUAGCUCGACAACUACCCGCGAUCCCUCCCCUGCGCCAUCAACAAGAUUAUUCCCGACCCCGAGUGACCCUCCGUGCCGCGAUUAUUUGAGUAUACGACGAGGUGGUCGCGUGCGAUACGUUGGUCAGACUUUCUGGGGGUUCGUCGCCGGAAAGGAAAGCCUGAGCGAUGAUUUCUUCGACGAAAACCGUCAUGCCCACCCCGAUCUCCCCCUUCCACAUAUUUCCUCGAUGGGGAUGUUCAAUCUCCUGCGGUCGCUGCCCACCAAGCCCGUUAGUGAUACCCUGCUAGAGACUUUUUUCCUUGCCGUAUGGCCACUUGUUCCUCUCCUACACCCGCCUUCCCUGCAGGCAGACUACGACGAGUUUUGGGAAUGGUGUCGGAAUAGCGAGAAUGCUUUACCCUCGGAUAAACUCCGCGAUGACCCGACCUUGAUCUGCCUGCUCUUUGCAGUCUUAUACUGUGGCGCAUCUGCCGCGCCGGCAGCCAGCUGGGUGAACACCAACCUGCAGGGUCUACAGAAGGAGACGACAGUGAGCCAUCUCAAGUCGGCAUAUACAACGAGUCUUUCUCUAUGUCAACAUCAGGAACAUCCAACGUUAAAUACGCUGGUUUCGAAUUUGCUGACAGGACCGUUUCUGGAUCGGCCCUUCGAGCCCAUGCGUAGCCUGGUUAACGUGAGCACCACGGUGCGCAUUGCCCAGACUAUGGGGUUGCAUCGGGAGGGAGCAGGGUCUGCGCUGAGUUCCGUUGAUCGAGAAAUCCGGCGCCGGGUCUGGUGGCACAUUAUUUGGCUUGAUGUGCAGUCGAGCAUCUCCACGGGGCUAACCCCCUGUUGCGGGAACGAGGCAUUGGACGCGGUGCGCAUGGUUAACACUGACCAUGUAGAGCCGAGCGAUAUCCCCGCUGGACUUUCCCCACCCAACGAGUUGGUGACUAACGGACAGUCGGUAGCCAUGCUAUAUGCUAUCGGACGCUUCCAGACUGCUCGCUUACAGGCGAGGAUCGUGGCGCACCUGCAGAGUGCGCAUGGUCCAAGCCAGGAUGGAUUUGGCAAGCUGAUCACAGAUGCCAAGGAGCUUCUGCAGAAGAUUGACUCGCUUAUCGCACGCGUUCCAACGCAGGGAAUCCCCGAAAUGGGAUACAUCCCAUCCCGCCUGGCGAAUGCGUCUCCGUCCACCCAACCCUUGUUGUACAAGGACGAUUCAAGCCAGCCAACCGUCUUUGCAGCAUGGACGCGAAUCAUGCUAACAUUGCUGAAAUCAGAAAUGGCUAUUUUAUUGCAGAAACCAUUUCUUCCACCGCCGGAUAGUGCGAACCCGCAAUCGCGCAAGUCAUGGACCAGUAUGGCGCAGCUCUGUGUGAAUUACCUGCGUAUCUACCUGCAGCUGUAUCAAGCUCCUGCCUUCUCCCCAUACGCGUGGUUCUGCUGCAGCCACUAUGGACCUCUCCAAUGCGUAUUCAUCACCCUAAUCUACCUCCAUUACUUCCAGCACUCUGGAGAGACCACGCUGGCCCGAUAUUGUGUUGAUGAGGUUAUACAUCACUGCGUCGCCCAGUAUCAAGCUCCAGAUCCUUCCUCGACGAGGACUAGCCCCGACGAUACUGAUUCCAAUGGGGGCAAAAUGCGAAUGCCAUUGGCCAUUCAGGUUCUCGUUGACCUUCACGAGCGGCUCGACUCGUCUCUCGGACCUGAAGACAGGGCUCCGCCACUAGACCUAAUCGAGUGUCAGGCCCGCUUUUCUAUGUCCCACCUUGCUACCAAGGCGUCCGACUUGCGCGCGACGUCCGACCAGCCCUCUUCUGAUGUAUCGCCUACCACUCGCACCCACCACAAUUGUGAGACGCCACCCAUAACCACCGGUGCUCCUCCAGUGGCUGCUGGUAACAAACCAGUCCCACCGAACAGCGUCUUUGUGGCUGGGAGUGACUCAGGCUUGGAUAUGGACUUCCUUGCUACGAUUUCGGAUCUUGAGGCCUGGUCCUCGUCAUUGAUUCUGGAAUCCGACAAUUUCCUCGCACGUCCUGAUAAUAUGACGCCUGAUCAUGCUGUAAUCACAGGGUUAGGCUCACAAGGUGCCGCGUUUGGUCGCCGUGGCCUGCCCGACGGACUCGAUUUUCCAGGGUAA
Molecule: messenger RNA, 2562 nt
Organism: Penicillium mononematosum
Lineage: Eukaryota; Fungi; Ascomycota; Eurotiomycetes; Eurotiales; Aspergillaceae
Product: Transcription factor
Exons: 3
Coding region: 1-2562 (853 amino acids)
Biological process (GO): DNA-templated transcription; regulation of DNA-templated transcription
Molecular function (GO): zinc ion binding; DNA-binding transcription factor activity, RNA polymerase II-specific; DNA binding
Source: RefSeq, a predicted model, not a curated record